Uranotaenia lowii is the source of this 8081-nucleotide messenger RNA. RefSeq lists its product as uncharacterized. The record is from RefSeq and is a predicted model, not a curated record. Gene Ontology annotation, cellular component: NSL complex. The transcript is spliced from 13 exons. Bases 2363 to 6484 code for a protein of 1373 amino acids. NCBI's taxonomy places the organism in Eukaryota, Metazoa, Arthropoda, Insecta, Diptera, Culicidae. Gene Ontology annotation, molecular function: histone acetyltransferase binding.
UAAAUAGUGCAUCGCACAAAUCACUUUCACUUAAAGUGAUUUUUCGAUUUUUCUUUUUUUGGUCUCUUGCGGUAUCGGUAGUUUCCAAAGUUUGAGAAAUACGGAACUCGGGAAGAUCGAUUUCGGGAAAAAUGUUUGCGCCUAGAAGUGAAGGUGGCCAUUUCAUGGCCAUCAGCUUGUUCUUUUGCAAAUUCUGCAAAAGAUUUCGAAGUAUUUUCCUCGUGCCAUGAGAAAAGUUAUUCAUUAAUCACAAUACUGGUAAUAGUUCAACCAACUUCAGAGUCAAAAAUUCUUUUGAAUUUGCCAGCAUCGAUUAACAAAUAACUCAAAACCCCAUUUUUUUCUGAAAAGUUCUUCAUUGACGUGCCGCCAACCUUUUUGGAAGCGUCGCCUUUUUCGAUAACGUCAUCUCACCGAAGCGUCGCUUCUAUCACGUUUGCUGCGCGAGCGAAAUUUGUCUCCCGGAGAGAGAGCGUGUCUCACUUGUCGUCGCCCGAUCGAACGGACGCGCUAGUGCUAUCUCGUUCGGUCGCACGCGUUCAAAUACGGAAUGUGGAAACGAGAGCGGCUCAAUUGGGCUGACGAAAUCCCGCUCUCGAAAGUGAAAAAAAUUGUUGGAACGAAAAAAAAGUCUACAGUGAAACGCGACAUCGAAGCAAGCCAACAGCAGAAGCGAAAAUCGUCAUACUCGUGUGAGAUCAGCCAAUCGGAUUGGAAGGGCAGCGCAUUUUUCCACCGGAUUGCUGUGUGUGGUUUUUUCGCCUAUUUCCAGCGUUGGAGUGCUAGGAUCGAUAUCGAAAUUGCGUUCAGAAUCGGAAGUGGAAGUGAAAUUCAGUGCCGUUGGGCCGGAUCCGAUAAGGUAAAGUGUCGGAAAAGUGAUUUUUCCAUCCGGAGCUCGCGGGGUUUGAAUGUGCGAAGGAAAAAAAAAGUACGAAAAGGUUGAAGAUUCUUCGCCGUCGUGAGUGCGAAAUGCGCUUCCUGCUUUUUUCUCCGACGACGGCGUCUCACCAGUGACAGUGAGUCGUGAGCUAGUGAGCAGAGGGAGGUUAGAUCUCAUUCCGGGUGGAAAUUGCCCACGAAUCGUGCCAGAAGUUGUAUAAAUUAUCUGAUUAUCUAAAUCGCCGUACGGGAGUUUGCCAAUUGGUUCUCGUAGUGUUUCGAAAUUUUGUUCCGCGUCGAUAUUUGAAAGUAGAAGUCAAAUUUUGAAAACAAAUUUCGCCAAUUCUAGAAAGAGGCUUUUGCGUAAUCUGAAUAAUCAAGAAGGAAGAACCUUUACGCUGUACCGCUUGCGUGUAGGUGUGUGCGUGUAAUCGGUUUCAAUUUUCAAGCUUUGUGCUGCUCCAAAAGUGAAAAAGUGACUCCAUCAUCAUCAUCAGGCGGGUCGAAGCGGUCGAAGGAAGCCACGAAAGAGUAGAUGGAAAAAGGUUUUCGUUGAAAGUACAACAGCAACGACGACGGCUGUGCGAGAUUGGGUGCGCGUAUGUGUGUGUGAAUGACCGACGAUUGUGAGCUGGUGAGAAGAAAAACAAGAAGACGAACAUCGUAUUUGCGUGAAACGUGAGCUCAAUCACACCAUUUGAGUAAGCAAGUUUGAGAUCGGUGAGCUGAUGAGAGCUGAUUGUGUUGAUCACUUUAUCUAACUGCAACAACUCUACCAUAGUUCAACCACCAUUUACGAGCGAAAAAAUUACGGCAGUAAUUAUCAAAUUACUAUAAAGUGAAAAGUUGACAAGUGCAGCAGUGUACGUACUCCAGAGUGCUGCCCCAACUAAAAUCUCCGGCGGCUGUGAGAUUAUUCUGGCGACGACCCCUUUCUGGGUUCCAGCCGCGCCGCGACGUAUUUGUUAGUCGGUCGUGGCAAAUUGAUUACACAUAAUACGAAAAUUGAUUCUUGUUUUUGCCUCUGCUGUUUGGAAUAGCAACUGCUGUAUGGGUGUGUGAAAUGGGUUUGUGAAGUACGGCUGAAAUCCAAAACCGCGAGUACGCCGCACGUUGGAUACAGAAAUACAAAACAGCACUGAGAAGAAAUAAAAUUUUACUAUCAAACGAAGAGCUGUGUACGAAUGUGUUUAUGAUCGAAGGCGGUCAAAAAGCAAGUUCUAAGCCGGUCGACGACGGAAAGGCAACAACGUGAGCGUGCUCAAGUGGUGUAAAGUAACGUUGUCAUUUCUGGUGCAAGAUUUAGCCGGGUUUUGUAAAACGGGAAGCAGCAGUGGAAGAAAAUAAGGCGAAGAUUAAGCCGGUAAACUCUCUGGGUGUGUUUGCCGCUUAUUUGUCUGAGGGUAAAAGGUGUGUGUUGUUUAGCUAGUUUCGUUCAACGUGAGCUUCGACUUUCUCGCUCUGGGGGUUUACGAAUGUGUGAAUGGGACUGGCUCGCGCUACAAAUACGACAAACGUAAUUGAAGGUACCGAUGCAGUUGUGGAGAUGGCUCCUGCUCUUACCGAGCCGUUGAGUCAAAGUAAGCUCUCAUCAUCGGCAACAUCUGGGGCAUCUCCUCGCACCACUGGCAGUACCGUGGGUACCGAAACGGCCCCAACGGAGACCUCGACCAGCACGCAAUCAUCUCCUCAGGACGUGCCAAGUAGCGCAAGUAGCGCCGAUUCCGGUCUGGGAACAGCAUCUACCAAUCCAAGUGAAACAGACGUCAUCCUAGCGGCUAACACGUCGUCGUCAUCGUCUAACGUCGAUCCUGGUGUGCUCGAUCAGGCCGUGGACGACAUUCAAAACAAUAACAGUAGUGGCAGUCAGUUGUUUAAAAUCGAUCCAGACAGUGGUAAAGAUCUAAUUGAACUUGAAUUGGAGCAGUUGCAUCGAGAUGCAGACGGGGCAGCACCGGUAGCAGAAACCGAAGCCGUUGCCAUUGAAGUUGGCGCAGAUAUCAUACCUGAUGAAAUUUCUCAAGCCGUCAUUGACCAGCUUGCGCAAGCAUCUGGUUCCGGUGAUCCUGGUGUUAGCGAUGAAACACCAGCGGAACUUCAGCAACUCGAUUCUCAAUCGUCGAUUAUUUCUAGCUCCAGUACCGCCAUGGGUCUCCAGAAAGACUAUCUAAAGGAUAAUCCAGACAUGGAACAGAUGCUAGGUGAACUAGCUUCCACAUCUGAUAUGGAGCUACUGCAGGUUUUCAAGAGCUUAGAAGGGAACAGUGGGGGAGAUGGUCUUUGCGCUGAACUAGCGGGAGGUUUAUCCCUUUUCAACGAUGUCGACACCAUCAACAUCUACGAGGAAGUUGCUCAAGCUACAACACCCAACAAAGACCGAGAGCGGAUGGAGAUGCACGCCGAAAUUGUAAAGCGGCAAGUGCAAAUGCAACGCAAGUAUGAUUUCCUGAUCAGACGGCUCAACAAACUACAAGCUCGAUACAUGGGUCAACACGUGAGCGAAGAAAUUGCCGGUCUCUUCGAGUAUUCGCAGCGGUAUUGGAAGAAGAAAGAUAAAGAACAAAGUAAGGGGAUCAAUUCUUCGACAGCAUCACCGGAAUCCCUCAUUCCGGACAUAAUCCCCUUCCAGCCAUACCCGCUCACCUCCGGAGACCGACCGAAACCAAUUUCCGCCAAUGCCAUGAAGACGUUUGCAAAACGGUUGGAGGGCAUUGCUACCACUCAAUGUUCGACGCAAACCAAACGAAUCUACGGUAACCGGUACUUCCAGGGGACGACAAGCUGCCCGGCUGAUGUUGCCGGUCCCAGUGGAGGAUACUCGGGCACCCCGACGAGCAGCAACAUCUCCAACACUAUUCCCAAGUAUGAAGAUUUGGCCAUCGAUCAGCUUGAGCAAACGGCAGGGCUGCUGCACGCCGAGCUGAAACAGGUGCAAAGCAAUAUCGACUCGGAGGCUACGCUCAGCAGCUCCGGUGGAGAGUCCGCGGACGAGAUGGUGAUGUACAACAACAUGAAUCAGCAGUCGUUGACGAUCGCCAAGCGAGCGGCCUGGCGAUGGGCUAAAGAUCGCGCCUCGGUGGCGGCACGAUGGACUUGGCUGUUGGCCCAGAUCUCCGAUCUCGAGUACCGAAUCCGGCAGCACAACGAAUUGCACAACAAAAUCAAAAUCAACAAGGGCACCGUUACCUUGGAAGAUCCUCCGGUGGUGGCAGCGGCCGGCCCAUCACAACAAUCGGUCAACGGAUACCGGGGAACGCUACCCGGCAACAGUAAACCCUUGGACGAUGGUUACGAUGCAGCCCUGGGAUCAUCGAAUCCGAAUGGAGCGUACGAUCAGGGCAGCAGUGGUGGUGGUGGUGGAUCUUGCCGGACGAGGCCCUUCCAUCGGAACGGUUUCCGGAAGCGGAAGCUUCUGCAGACGGCGAAUCUACACACGAUUUCCAAGAAGGCCUCGAGACCAAGUACCAUGAAAUGUGGCUGUGCGUGGCCCCUACAUCCUUGUGCCCUGUGUACCGGUCGGCAAGACCCAACGGCCCCCAGAGAUCUACCAGACACGAUGCCGGCAUCGGAUCGGGUAGCCCUGUUGGAUCCCUGCUUCCAUCCUGUGUUAAGUUUCCCCGAAGAUGUCUCGCAUAGCGUCCACUUUGAAGCCAUAAUGCGAAUACCGGACUGGCAAAACAAGAUGAUCCGCUGUUCGGCCAAAACGCUCUCGAAAGCUUUGUCCCAAAAGGCAGGCAUAUCGUCGUCCGGUGUGCUACCGUCUGCCGGAACGCCGGCCUUCCUGUCGUCCGGCGAUGAGGGCGCUCAAACCGGAAAAAAGUUUGGUACCGAUGGCAAACGGAAGUACGUUAAGAGCGGCAAAUACGCGGACCCGUCGAAUAAUCGAAUCAAAAAGUCGAAAUCUCGACGAAAUUUGCUGCUGGCUAAUACCAGCGGAGGAAGCGAUCGGGGUCGAAAAUCGUUAUAUCCGCCAGCAAUUCCCGGGACGUCCGGUUCUCAUCAGCCGUACGGAGGAUACGGUAACAACUCCGCUGGAAGCAGCUCCAACAAGUACUACAAAAGCACCAGCAGCAAGUAUCGGAAAAUGUCUCACUCUUCCUCAGCUGCCGCGGGCUAUGAGUACGGGGAUUCGGCCGGAGGUCUUAAUCAAGAUGGAGCCGGAAGUGGUAGCAGCAGAAGUAAGAACUCGUCUCCGACUCCGAAUCAUCAUCGGAAUGAUAGGCGAAAUCGGAAGGAAUCGUACGAUAUUGACAAUAUUGUCAUACCGUACAGUGUAGCAGCUUCCAACAGAGUAGAAAUUUUGCAGUACAAAGAAAUAACAACGCCCAAAUGGCGCAUUAUGGACGAAGAAUCAGCUGAUUUGGACGACACCCUGGUGCCCAAUAAAUCUUCGGACAAUACCGUCCUAGCGACGGAAGAUAUUCUCAACGCUAGUCAGCUUACCAAAACGGACAGCGGCAACGGCAGCACCAAGAGCAACUCUAGCUUAAACUCAACUGUUAUCACAAAUCCUGCUGCGGGCAGCAAUCCGUCACCUAAAGCACCGAUUCAGAUUCUGCAGGUCCCUCUGGGUCAAAAGGUUUCCUCCUUGUCGCUUCCGACAAGCAGUGGCAUUCUGCCCUCAACGGUAGUGGCCGACGUAACCAGGUCCGUUUCUGAGGGUCAACUGAUUGUGCUGCCGGCCAUCGACGAUGAGGACAUCUCCGACGACACAAUUCUGGCCAAGCACGAGCGAGCCCUGCAGGAGGAACGGCGCAAAUUCCAGACCUACAUGAAGUUCCCGUGGAGCCGCCCACGGGCAAAUCGGCGGGCCGACAGCCGAGCGGAAUCGACCGGACCGAAUACACCGGAUGCGAUGUCACCGGCACCGCCAACCCCACUCCACGAUCCUGAGUCCAACACAUCACCUGCAUGCCCAUCUACUCCGCUCACUCCGUUGGACUCACUGGAGUUGUCGGAAACAAAUGUCAUUAAUGCAUUAAAUCAAAGCCUCAGCAAGAAGGAACGAAGGCGAACCAUGUCGAACAAAACGAUCCGGGAAGGCGAAGUUCGCCGCAGCAGUACACCGGACAUCAAGGAGAUCGUUCCACCGUACGAAUCACUUCAGUUCCCGUUGCCGGACGACAUGUUCGAGGAGAUGGUUCGAUUGAUGCCCACCGAUCAUCUGGAUCUAGUGGAAGAUGCCAUCCGGAAGCUGACCCGACCGGAUCGGCCGAAUAACAAUUUGCUGCUGGCUAGCAGAAACAGCAGCAUCAAUCUGGUCCCAUCGAGUAGCGGUCUGCUGGCGAAUCCGUUGAGCUCUAAUCACUCCACCACCUCGACCACUUUGUCCGCCACAGAAAAUGAUCUGGACGAUCUCGACGACGAUGACGAUGACCGACUUAUGCAGGCCAAGAAAGUCGAAAAUCAGAUCAUUAUGGAACGUCUGCUAAAGAGCUGUGACGAAAGUAGAAUGUACGGUGCCGAUGGAGGCCGUCCCGGAUUAGGGGAAGAGGAUCCGAUGGAAGACGACGAAGAAACCGAUACCGGAGAGUCGCUGUUCGUCGAAGAAGACGAUCCCAACGAUCCGGAGUGGUAUGAUCGCCCUGGACGAGGCCGAACUUAAGGCAACCACUGAUUCGCUUUUUUAAACCAUUAGAUUUUGGUGGAAGACCUCUACUUCAAAUUCAGAUCUCUGGGUGCAGCGGAAUCUGCAAAUCAAGCUAUUUGCCAUUUGUCGGUUUACUACUACUUCUAUAACCGUAUUAUCAUUUCGCUAUGCGGUACUCUUUGCUUUUGUCUAUUUUCAUUUUAAAUACUAUUAUAGGUCCUAAAUCAUACCCCCUAGUUCUUCGCACGAAGAUUCAAUAGAAAUUACGUGUUGAUGAGAGAAACAAUAACGAUGUACUAUUACUAUUACUGUUAAAAACGAUGAAAAAUAAUUGAGCAAGCAAAAUAAUAGAGACAAAAAAGCUCAUCGUGUGUGUUGCUUUGCCGAAUUCAUACCCAAUAUAUACAUACUGACAAACAUUACAAAACCCACAUAGCAAACACUGAUGAUGACAAACCAUUGGUGUGAAGAGACGAUAGCUUAGCAAUCAAUUAUCGUUUUUUAUCUUAAGAAAUCUCUCAACACUUGAAAUCCCACUCCCACUUUCUAGUAGACAGACUGGACGAAAAAAAUAUCGGGCAUUAACUAAAAUCGUAUGUAUUUUAAAUUUUACUCCAAAACAAAAUUCGGACGAACGAUGAUAUGAAAUAUUUCUCGUUAAUAAGUAAAAUAAGAACAAAUCUGCAAACGACAAAAAAAAUGUAGCAUAUGUUAUAAAAAAACAAGCUAAAUUUCAACCGUGUAGAAAUCUGUGAAUACCAACCAGUAAAUAGUCUAUAAGUGAAAAAAAACAAACGCUUAAGAAAAUGAAUCAGUCUAAACCAACAAAAAGAUUUAUAUGUUCUCUGCGACUUUGUAAAUAUUCGAUACAUCCAUCAGGCACCCUCCUUUUCCCAGUAGAAAAAGAAAGUUUCGUUUAUUGUUAAAAUUUAUAAUUUUUGAAUAUCCUUCGAAGUACCGGGUUUGAUUCUCUUGAGUGGAGAUUGUGAGAACUAACCCAGAUAAAUUCUUCUCUAGUGCUAUAAAAAUAUUGUGUUUUUCCUUCGUUCGGCUGUUUUGUAUCGUAAAAUUUUAUUGAGGUGUUUCGGCCUGCGCAAACCUUUCGUUUCGUAGAAUUGAGCUAAAUAUUUCGUUGAGUAAUAAGGAAAGGAUGUAAUGUUAGGAAUAGUAUGUAUGUCAGCGCAGAACGGCGGAAGCUCACAUUGUCCCAAAGAUUAGGACAUGAGAGACGUGUGUUUAUCACCAAAAUAUGAUAUAGCAUCUAAAAUCCUAAAGUGUUGAUUAAAAAAAAACAAGAAAGAUAAAUUUGGUAAAAAUAGAUAUGUAGGCACGGAAGGGCUGAGGAUCACCGGAUCCUGUAACAGAUUUAUGCCACAUUUUGUUAGUAGGCACUAGCAUUGACAGUCAGUGUCGCGAACAAAAUUUACUUGUAGAGAUGUGACACUAAAAAUCUUCUCACCAAAAACAUUUGUCAAAAUAAAGAAAACACGCGACGAAGCUGGCGAAUGGAGGCCCUACCAUAACCUUGGACUUUACGUAAUUACUGAAUUGUCCUUUUGCGUAGUGGCCACUGCUGUCGGUUGCGUUCGGCGAUUUUUUUUUAAACCACAAA